Ascochyta rabiei is the source of this 678-nucleotide messenger RNA. RefSeq names its product GINS complex subunit. NCBI's taxonomy places the organism in Eukaryota, Fungi, Ascomycota, Dothideomycetes, Pleosporales, Didymellaceae. The transcript is spliced from 3 exons. Bases 1 to 678 code for a protein of 225 amino acids. The record is from RefSeq and is a predicted model, not a curated record. Gene Ontology annotation, cellular component: GINS complex. Gene Ontology annotation, biological process: DNA-templated DNA replication; double-strand break repair via break-induced replication.
AUGGAUAUCGACGACCUCCUCGCCGAGGUCGCAGUCAACUCGACGCCGCAGGAAUCGCGCGACUUGCAGGAGCUGACGCGGGCGUGGGUUGCGGAGCGCACGGCGCCUGAGAUUCUGACGUGGCCCGAGGACUUGAUGGAUAGGGUACUGGAGCGGAUUAGACGGCAGAUUGAGCUUGUCGAAGAGCAGACGGGCAGUAUGGAUCCGAAAACGAAUUUCAAGCUCAUCGUCAUCCAGACGGAACUCGAGCGGUUCAAGUUCCUGGUCCGGAGUUUCCUGCGCGCGCGGCUGAAGAAGAUCGACCAACACCCGCUGCACAUCCGCGUCCAACACACGGCGUCGCUCGAUGCUCUGCAGCCCCUUCUCUCGCCCGCUGAACUGCAAUAUCUCACAUCGCAUCAAGCGCUCCUCUCGCAACACUACACUGCCUCGUUUUUGUCGCAGUUCCCAGCAUCGUUGCAGCGGUUGGACGAUACAACGGGUGGCAUCAGCAUGGUAGACAGGCCGGACGAAGACAAAGCCGUGUUCGUACGAGCGCUGCGGGACAUUGGGACCGUGUUCAUAGAAGGCACGGACCGCCGACUGCAGGUCAAGAGGGGCGAUGUAUGGGUAGUUCGAUGGAGUGCGGUGAAGAAGUGGGCAGUGGGAAGUGGGACGGGUGACGUAGAGCUCAUCUGA